GAAGAAGAAGAAGAUUUGAGGAGGCAUUUGAAUUACCUAAAAAGCUUGGAUGGAGGAAGAUGAAGGUGCGAAGCUAAGCAUUUACAAGGCGGUGAGAAGCAUCAAGCGAAGAGACAACAGUGUGUACAACGCACUGAGAUCCAUUUACGAAGACUCCAUCUUCGUCCGGGAAAUCUCUCAGCUAUGGCCACAGCUUCCUCUCCUCGCCAACCUUCGCUGUGGCCUCUGGUAUUCCCCCAACUUCCACUCCAACUGUUACUUCAAAUCCACCGAUGGCCACACCAACAAUUGCUCCUUCAGCACCUCUCGCCUCAAUCUCCACGUUGCCCACCUCGCUGAAGGGAGGCUGCAUCAUCGUUGAUUCCACUCGUAAAGGAAAGCGCUUCCCUGAUAGCAUGUCAAAAACUAUACCCAUUUGGACCUGCGUUUUGAAUCGGGCUAUUAAGGACUUCCAUGAUUCUAAUGGUUGUGAUGAACGUGCUCUUCAUUGGGAUUGCUCUUUGCAUCUCCCCCUUUGGGUUCCCCAAACAGAAAAAGCUUCCAUUGAGGAGCGGUUAGAGGAAUGGACUCGGCAACUGAAAGCAAGUGGGGCUGAUAUUGUUUCGCUUGCUGCAUGCUUGAGGAAGCCCUUGCGCCCUCUCUGGAUUUCACAGAAAACUGUAAUCUGGUUGAAUGAAGUGCCUCACCACGAUUCUUGGGAUUUCACACCCAUCAUUCUUCUGUCUGCAUCUUCAUCAGUUGGUUUAAGCCAACAUAGGACUACCUCUGAAUUUAGCUGGAAUUACAUACCUGGUGCUGGAGAUGACGAAGAAAGCUGGGCCAGGGGUUUAUCCCCUGCCCUUUUCUGGAAACAUGUUUAUGAUCUUAUAAAUUCGGGUCCUGAUAUGUGUAACCAGAAGGUUGCGGAUAUAGUCGAAAGGAGUAGAGUAUCCCGUGCACAUCGAGGAGAAAGUGCACCGCAGAUCACAGUUAAACCCCUCAAGUCAACCUCUCUUUUGCAUGAAGAACCAUCAGUAACUGAUGAUAUUUUAAACAUUAAAAUUGACACUGAAUCUUCAGAAGAUUUUGGAAUAUCUUGGUUGGGUUCAACUAAUUUGGCAGUUGGCACAUCUCAAAUUGCUGCAGAUGCUGCUGAUGUUGAUUGCAUAUUGAAUUGUGAUCGGGAGUCCAUCUCUGUCUGUCUUCCCAGUGCUGAAUCAUAUUUGCAUCUUCCAAUGGUGACUUCAAAGUUCGAUCGAUUUUCUUUAUUAAACAAUCUACCUAAAGCGGUGAGCUUUGCAAAGUUCAAUCUCAGCCAAGGAAAAAGACUUCUAGUUUGCUGUAAUAAUGGGGAAGAUAUUAGUGUAUGUGUUUGUUUAGCGAUCUUGAUCUCAUUAUUUGAUGAAAAAGGUACGUUUGAUGAUGGGAAAUCCUUCAAUGUAACACAAGUCACUAAAUGGGAUAUGAGGAGACGGCUUGUAUAUGUCUGUAAGUUUGCAACAAAUGCCCGACCAUCCAGAGGAAAUUUGAGGCAAGUUUUUAACUUUCUUAUUGGUGGAAAAAGCGUUCAUAGCUUGGACACCGAAAGAGAUGAGUAAUUGGAAUUGGAAUUGCAAAGGCACGAUAAUGAAUAUCUUUGCUCAUUCCUUAAAUUUUGCAAACUUUGUACCCUUAAAUUUUGCAUUGCACGGAUGUAAAGUACCCAAACGAAAUUAACUUAUGAGUAAACCUAUGAUUCUUU
This is a messenger RNA of Abrus precatorius (Indian licorice), 1720 nucleotides long. RefSeq lists its product as uncharacterized. Gene Ontology annotation, biological process: charged-tRNA amino acid modification. Lineage: Eukaryota; Viridiplantae; Streptophyta; Magnoliopsida; Fabales; Fabaceae. Gene Ontology annotation, cellular component: cytoplasm. The transcript has 7 exons. Gene Ontology annotation, molecular function: tRNA adenosine(64)-2'-O-ribosylphosphate transferase activity. Bases 273 to 1577 code for a protein of 434 amino acids. The record is from RefSeq and is a predicted model, not a curated record.